Phoenix dactylifera (date palm) is the source of this 1280-nucleotide messenger RNA. Its product is annotated as SIR4-interacting protein SIF2-like. Lineage: Eukaryota; Viridiplantae; Streptophyta; Magnoliopsida; Arecales; Arecaceae. The record is from RefSeq and is a predicted model, not a curated record. Gene Ontology annotation, biological process: regulation of transcription by RNA polymerase II. Gene Ontology annotation, cellular component: histone deacetylase complex. Gene Ontology annotation, molecular function: protein binding; transcription corepressor activity.
AAACCGUCAACGCGCACGGCACACUAUACCAGCAGCCGGAACCAGAAGGGGAAGCCAGCCGGACACGCGGAAAGCAAAAGCAAAAAAAAAAGCUCCCGUCCGCUUCCUCCUCGGUUUCGUCACGUCUUCUCUUUUUGUCCGCCGGGCGCUCGUCCCCGCCACCGUCACGAGGGAUGGCGAGGAAUCCCAUGGAGUCCAAUGAUGAGCUCAAUUACCUCGUCAUCCGAUACCUCCAGGAGUCCGGUUUCACAAAUGCAGCAUUUGCUUUUGGACAUGAGUCAAGAAUUAAUAGAAUUCCUAUUGAGGAAGAUCUAAUUCCGCCAGGUACUCUUGUUGCAAUUGUACAAAAGGGCCUUCUGUACACAGAAUUGGAGGAAAAAUUGGGCAACGGUAAUUCUUACCUCAUGACAAAAAACAUCAAUGAAGUACAACAAAUGAUCAAAGAAAAGAAAGAAAAAAUUAAAAAUGAGCAAGAAAAGGAAAAUAAUAAUAAACGUGAAAGCAAAAGAGAAAGACAGGAUACAGAUAGAGAACAGGAAAAGGAUAAGAAAAUGAAAAAGGUUAAUGAGGAAGAAAAGGAAAAGGAAAUGCAACAACAGGAGCACCAAGAUAAAGAUAUUGCAAAAAAUCAUGGAGAUAUGACAAAAGCUAAACUUAGUGCAGAUGGAGUUUCUGGAGGAUGACUUCAAGGAUUGUGAAGGUUAAGCAUUGAAAUAAACCUAUAGGGAACCUAAUAAUAAAAGACAAGGUUGAAGGGACCUUAAAGGCAAUGUUUGGAUGUCUGGGUAUGUCAAAGAUGGAUAUGACUAUUUCAAUGGGAAAUAGCUGGAGGGGGGCAGUCUUACUCUUACGAGAAAAGGGGGGAUGAUGGGAGAAAACAGGAAGGUCAUGUAAAAUGGAUAUGACGUAGCUUUAAAUAUGUGUCAUGCUAUGAAUCAUGUUAUAAUGGUUAUGGUAUCUUAUGUAUGGAUAAACUUGGAGAGUACCUGUCAAACAAAAGUUCACACACUCUUUUUGUCUCUCUCUCUCUCUCUCGCACCAAAAUAUGUUUUUAUGUGAGCUGGAAUCAUCAACAAUGAUAUUAUUUAAACACUCUAAAUCUCAAACUUAGAACUUUUGAAUGUAUGGAAGAUUAUUUGAAAUAACUUUUUUGUUGUGUAAUUUGGAUGUUGUAUGUCUUGUAUGUUUUUUAAUUUCCCCCUUGUUGCAUGUGAAUUCAAAUUAUAGUUUUUUUUACCACUAGCUUUUGUAAAUGGCUAUUGAUCACCGAACCUGACUUU